AUGACUGAGACUUAUAGGGAUUGGCAUGAAAAGCUACCGUUUGCACUCCUGGCUUAUCGAACGUCCGUUAGAACUUCUACUGGGGCAACUCCAUUCUCAUUAGUUUACGGGAUGGAAGCAAUUUUACCUAUUGAAGUGGAAAUACCUUCUCUCCGAAUUUUAACAGAGAUAAGGUUAGAUGAAGCUGAAUGGGUUCAAUCUCGAUAUGACCAGCUAAACUUGAUUCAGGAAAAGAGGCUGAAGGCUAUCCGACAUGGUCAAAUGUACCAGAAGAGUAUGAUACGAGCUUAUGAUAAAAAGGUUCGUCCAAGGGAAUUCUGUGAGGGGGACCUUGUGCUAAAGAAAAUCCUUCCCAUUCAGAAGGACUUUAGAGGAAAAUGGAUGCCAAAUUGGGAGGGGCCAUACGUCGUGAAGAAGGCUUUUUCUGGUGGUGCUUUGAUUUUGACAGAAAUGGAUGGAAAAAGCCUACCCAAUCUGGGCUUCAAUGCUUAUCAACGCCCCGAUCAUCGGUCGUCCUUUGGUCUGGCCCCAAAUUACGUCAUGAAUGUCAUGACCAUCACCAAGGCUCCAUCGGCCGUGAUCGAUUACGCAGCGUCUACACCAAAUAUGGUCACUGCCAGAUCCCUCGCUCGAUUGCCUGCAAGAAAAGGAAACAAACAGCAGAUACGCGAAAAAGCAGAGCAGAAAAUGGCAAGGAAAUCACAGCACAUCAGUCAAAGAUCCAAGAAAUCAGAGAUUUCUUUCCUUAUGUAA
This is a messenger RNA of Gossypium arboreum, 753 nucleotides long. RefSeq lists its product as uncharacterized. Bases 1 to 753 code for a protein of 250 amino acids. The transcript is spliced from 2 exons. Lineage: Eukaryota; Viridiplantae; Streptophyta; Magnoliopsida; Malvales; Malvaceae. The record is from RefSeq and is a predicted model, not a curated record. Gene Ontology annotation, molecular function: nucleic acid binding.